AUGGAAUCAAAUCACAAAUCCGGGGAUGGAUUGACCGGCACACAGAAAGAAGCCGCCCUCCGUGCGUUAAUUCAGCGAACGGGAUAUAAUUUGAUCCAGGAAAACGGGCAGAGGAAAUAUGGAGGCCCACCACCUGGCUGGGAUGGCCCUCCGCCAGAGAGGGGGUGUGAGAUCUUUAUUGGGAAACUGCCCCGAGACCUCUUUGAAGAUGAACUUAUACCACUGUGUGAAAAAAUUGGCAAAAUCUACGAAAUGAGAAUGAUGAUGGACUUCAAUGGCAACAACAGAGGCUACGCCUUUGUGACCUUCUCAAAUAAACAAGAGGCGAAGAAUGCAAUAAAGCAACUCAAUAAUUAUGAAAUUAGGAACGGGCGUCUCCUCGGAGUCUGUGCCAGCGUGGACAACUGCCGCCUGUUUGUGGGAGGGAUCCCCAAAACGAAGAAGAGGGAGGAAAUUCUAGCAGAGAUGAAGAAAGUCACAGAUGGAGUUGUGGACGUCAUUGUCUACCCUAGUGCAGCUGAUAAAACGAAAAACCGGGGGUUUGCUUUUGUGGAAUAUGAAAGCCAUCGGGCAGCAGCCAUGGCCAGGAGAAAAUUGCUUCCAGGGAGGAUCCAGCUGUGGGGACACCCUAUCGCCGUUGACUGGGCAGAACCAGAAGUGGAGGUGGAUGAAGACACCAUGUCAUCAGUAAAAAUUCUCUAUGUGAGGAACCUCAUGCUCUCAACCACUGAAGAGACCAUAGAGAAGGAGUUCAACAACAUCAAACCAGGUGCAGUAGAAAGAGUCAAGAAAAUUAGAGACUAUGCCUUUGUGCACUUUAAUAAAAGAGAAGAUGCGGUCGAAGCUAUGAAAGCCUUGAAUGGGAAGGUGCUGGAUGGGUCCCCAAUCGAGGUGACGUUAGCCAAACCCGUCGACAAAGACAGCUACGUCAGAUACACCCGGGGCACAGGCGGCAGAGGUACUGUGCUGCAAGGAGAGUACACCUACGCCUUUGGACACAUGUACGACCCCACCACCGCCUACCUGGGCGCCCCGGUUUUCUACGCACCCCAAGCCUAUGCAGCUAUCCCCAACCUCCACUUCCCUGCCGCCAAGGGGCUCAGCAACAGGAGCAUCAUCCGGCCCCCAUCCAUCCGAGAAAUUUACAUGAAUGUACCUGUAGGGGCUGCGGGAGUUAGAGGACUGGGAGGUCGCGGCUACCUGGCGUACACGGGCCUGGGGCGCGGAUACCAGCUCAAAGGAGAAAAGAGGGGAGAGGAUAAACUCUACGACCUCUUGCCAGGAAUGGAGCUCACCCCAAUGAACCACGUCACGCUAAAGCCCCAAGGGAUCAAACUUGCUCCUCAGGUCUUAGAAGAAAUCUGCCAGAAGAACAACUGGGGACAGCCUGUUUACCAGCUCCACUCUGCCAUCGGCCAAGACCAGAGACAGCUCUUCCUCUACAAAAUCACCAUCCCCGCCCUCGCCAGCCAGAACCCCGCCAUACAUCCCUUCACACCACCCAAGCUCAGCGCCUACGUUGAUGAAGCCAAAACCUACGCAGCAGAAUACACCCUUCAGACACUGGGGAUCCCCACGGAGGGAGCAGAGGUGCCUCCUGCAGCACCAGCUUUUCCAGGAUACACCAUCGCUAACGCUGCUGCGACCGUCACGGCCACGCAGCUCAAGCAAGCGGUGACGAUGGGACAAGAUUUAGCGACGUACGCAGCCUACGAAGCCUACCCCGCCUUUGCAGUUGCUGCCCGCAGCGACGGCUACGGCGCGUUCUAA
Messenger RNA from Egretta garzetta (little egret), 1770 nucleotides. RefSeq names its product APOBEC1 complementation factor (gene A1CF). Bases 1 to 1770 code for a protein of 589 amino acids. Gene Ontology annotation, cellular component: nucleus. The record is from RefSeq and is a predicted model, not a curated record. Gene Ontology annotation, molecular function: mRNA binding. NCBI's taxonomy places the organism in Eukaryota, Metazoa, Chordata, Aves, Pelecaniformes, Ardeidae. The transcript is spliced from 11 exons.